UUUUAGUGCUCCGCCACUUCGCACACUUUUUUCGUUGUGCAGCACAGCGCAUCUUUUCCUUAAAAGAUUUCAAUAUGAGUAAGCGAAAACUCGAGAAUAACGAUUUCGACGACUUAUGGAAAAAAUUCAAAGAGUUUGAAAAAGAAAUUGCGCAGGCACAAGCACAACGUACUAGACAUCGACAACAUCGCAGUGAUUCAAGAUUAGAAGUCCCGCCGCUGCUGCCGUCACGAAGCAGAUCGCAGUCACCGGAACCCAGCUCCAGCUCCGUCGCGUCGUCCUCGUCUUCGAGCUGCUCGCAGCGCGGUCGUGAAACGCCACCGACGAGGUCGAGUUUGGCCGGCUUGCCGCCGCCCCAUACACCAUCGCAGGAGCCGUCAAGAUACGAAGAUGUGCCCUCGAACGAAGUUGAACAUAUCCGACAGCAUAGCGUUACGGGUAACGCACCGUCGCCGCCCGCGCCGCCGGGAUCGGAGCCACAGAAGCCACUUGUAGCGGAAUUAGACGACGAACUGAUGCAGGUAUUGGGUGAAGAUCCAUCAAAAGCUAAUACUCCAGGUAAAGACAUACAGUCUGAUCUUGCAGUACGCUUACAAUACAUAGCAACAUCUGGCUUGUCUAAAGAAACAAGAAAGGAACUUCUAUCUAAGUACUUGCUGCCAGGGAAUUGUACCCUAAUUAAUGCACCUGAUUUGAACGCAGAGGUAAAGGCCGCGAUACCAGACACGAUUUAUAAAAGAGACCAAGGUAUCAAAACUAGACAGAAGCAAACUGCUACAGCUACUUCUUGUUUAGCAGAGGCACUCACCAUGCUCUUGUCAGCGGAAACAAGAAAUAUGAUCCUUAUAAAAUUACUUAUGGAUGCGAGCAGGUUGUUAUGUGACACCCAAUACCAAGACUCAGUCACAAGACGAAACUUUAUUCUAUAUAACCUUAAAAAAGAUGUAAAAGAACAACUUCAAGCAACAAAGGUGGACAAGUACCUAUUCAGUCAGGGAUUAGCUGACACUCUGAAAGCGGCGAAAACCAUAUCUAAAUCUGGCGCAGAUUUGAAACAAUCUAUCAGCACGCAACAAACUCAGAAAAAGACAGAUAAGGGCAAAAAUCAUUUAAACUGGCGAGCUUCUCUCCCGCAUCACAGGCAGUCGACGCGCCCAGCGCCGCCACCGCCACCGCCGCCCCCGCCGACAGCUCCGCGCGUGCCACCGCGCGCUCACCGCUAA
Messenger RNA from Papilio machaon (common yellow swallowtail), 1223 nucleotides. RefSeq lists its product as uncharacterized. The transcript has 2 exons. The record is from RefSeq and is a predicted model, not a curated record. Lineage: Eukaryota; Metazoa; Arthropoda; Insecta; Lepidoptera; Papilionidae. The coding region runs from base 75 to 1223 and encodes 382 amino acids.